AUGAAUUACAACACCAAAAAACUGAAUAAAAUCCUCAAAGCUGUUGAAAGAGAUAUCGAAUACGUCAUCGACCAAAAUGAUAUUCUAUGGCUUUGCACACAAAUCGAAAAAAUUCUUCGUAAUGAACCACCAGUUUUAUUUUUGGAGGCACCAAUUACAGUUGUUGGAGAUCUACAUGGAAAAUUAGAUGAUCUAAACAAGGUUCUUGAAAUUGGCGGUUCUCCACGCAACAAUAAAUUCCUUUUCUUAGGUGAUUACGUCGAUCGUGGCAAAAAUUCUGUAGAAGUCAUCGUUAAGCUACUGUGCCUUAAGAUUAAAUACCCAGAUAACGUUUACUUACUUAGAGGCAAUCAUGAAUCUGAUAUGGUUAAAGAAAAAGACGGCCUUAAAGAUAAAAUGCAUGCGAUGAGACUUGGAAAUUCAUGGUUUACUCUUAUCAAUGUUUUCAGAUAUCUAUCUAUAGCAGCAGUUAUAAAUAACAGAAUAUUCUGUGUCCACGCGGGACUUUCUCCAGAACUAGAGUCAAUAGAUCAAAUAAUGCAAAUCCAAAAACCAAUUGAUAUACCUGAUGUAGGCUUAGUUCGCGAUUUAUUAUGGUCUGAUCCGUCAACAACAGAAGGAUAUAAUCCAAAUGAAGAUAGACUUACAUCUGUAACAUAUGGACCUGACGUAACAAUGCAAUUCCUCAAGAAACACAAAUUCCAGCUUUUAGUUAGAGCUCAUCAAGUUUCUGAGACAGGAUACGAAUUUCCUUUCCCUAAAAACAACUGUGCAGUUACUAUUUAUUCCUCAAAUGCUGGAGGAAAUACAUCAGCAGUUAUGCUUGUUUCUGAAGAUUUAGAAAUUGAAUUUGUUACAUUCAAAUUAGACGAAGAAGAUGAUUAUAAGUACCAAGAAGAUCUAGAAUAA
Molecule: messenger RNA, 909 nt
Organism: Trichomonas vaginalis G3
Lineage: Eukaryota; Parabasalia; Trichomonadida; Trichomonadidae
Product: phosphoprotein phosphatase protein
Exons: 1
Coding region: 1-909 (302 amino acids)
Cellular component (GO): cytoplasm; nucleus
Molecular function (GO): protein serine/threonine phosphatase activity
Source: RefSeq, a predicted model, not a curated record